GAAAUUCUUUGCUGAUCCGACUUGAGACUGAGAUAAUUCAAGAUGGUUGUCUCAGGCUCCAGGUGAGGGCUUCUUCCUGUUUUGCCCUGGUGUGUGAAACUUUCUUGCAGCUGACUGGGUCUCAGUGCUGCCAGUCCUUUACUGUCCCUACAGAGACAUCAUGUCCUCUACCUCCUCCUGUUCCUCCUCGGGGGAAACCAGCCCGGAUGAUAUGCCCCGAGGUGGGGGCACCAUCCGUGUCUACCUCCCCAACAAGCAGAGAACGGUGGUAAACGUUCGGCCUGGGCAGACUGUCUACGACAGUCUAGACAAAGCUCUGAAAGUCAGAGGCUUGAGCCAGGAUUGCUGUGCUGUCUUUCGCCUUCUUGAAGGCCGUAAAAGGCUUACGGAAUGGAACACUGACAUCACACCCCUUGUAGGGGAGGAGCUUCUGGUAGAAGUGCUGGAUGAUGUUCCCCUUACCAUGCACAACUUCGUUCGCAAAACAUUCUUCAAGUUAGCAUACUGUGACUUUUGCCACAAGUUCUUGUUCAACGGUUUCAGGUGUCAGACAUGUGGGUAUAAAUUCCACCAGCACUGCAGCAGUAAAGUACCUACUGUAUGUGUGGACAUGGAUACCAUAACAAAACGGUGUGGUCCUAGUACCUGCACAGAAGACUACCCUCAAAUACCCAUUUUGAUAAUGUCGGAUACCAAUUCCAUAUCACAGAAUGACCUUGGCUUAACAUCAGAUCCUCCUGGAGGAGGCCUGCUGUCCCCUGGCUCUCCUUCCUUCUGUUUCCUUGUGCGGGGGGAGGAUGGUCAAUCUCUCCAGAGACAUCGCUCCACCUCAACCCCAAACGUCCACAUGGUCAGCACUCUGGAUCCUGGAGCUGCUGGCCUCAUGGAGGAGCUAUUAAAAAUCAGCACAAUGGGACCAGAGUCCUCUGCCAAGCCUUCCACUAGCCCACCUCACCUAGGAUCUCCAGGAAGAAGACCCCCCAAAUCCCCUUCUGAGCCCAAGGAACGAAAGCCAUCAUCAUCUGAUGAUAAAAAGAAAGUGCACCGUGGAGGUUACAGAGACUCCAGUUACUACUGGGAGGUGCACUCACGGGAGGUGAAUAUGUUAAAGAGGAUUGGGGCAGGCUCAUUUGGGACUGUCUUUAAAGGCAAGUGGCACGGGGAUGUGGCUAUCAAGAUUCUUAAAGUGACAGAGCCCACACCAGAGCAGCUACAAGCCUUUAAAAAUGAGAUGCAGGUUUUACGAAAAACACGUCACGUCAACAUACUGCUGUUCAUGGGCUUUAUGACGAAGCCUAAUUUUGCCAUUAUCACACAGUGGUGUGAAGGCAGCAGCCUGUAUCGCCACCUACACGUUACCGAGACCAAGUUUGACACCAUGCGGCGUAUCGACGUUGCUCGCCAGACUGCACAGGGCAUGGAUUAUCUUCACGCCAAAAAUAUAAUUCAUCGGGACUUGAAAUCUAAUAAUAUCUUCCUGCAUGAAGGGUGGACGGUAAAGAUCGGUGACUUUGGGCUAGCCACAGUGAAGUCUCGCUGGAGUGGCUCUCAGCAGGUUGAACAGCCCAGUGGCUCCAUCCUGUGGAUGGCCCCUGAGGUGAUCAGAAUGCAGGACCAUAACCCAUACACCUUUCAGUCAGAUGUAUAUGGCUAUGGAGUGGUGCUUUAUGAACUGAUGUCUGGGACUUUGCCUUAUACAAAUAUCAGCAACCGGGAUCAGAUUAUUUUCAUGGUGGGUCGUGGGUACUUGUCCCCAGACCUCAGUAAGCUGUAUAGUAACUGCCCUAAAUCAAUGAAGAGGCUCAUCAUCGACUGUCUGAAAUUCAAACGAGAUGAACGGCCUCUCUUUCCACAGAUCUUGGUGGCCAUCGAACAGGUCCAGGAUUUUUUGCCAAAAAUUGAACGGAGUGCCUCUGAGCCCUCUCUACACCGUGCUGUACACGCCGAGGAUCUGAAUCCACUUCUGCUUCAUACCACACGCCUCAUGCCUCUGUGAGAC
Molecule: messenger RNA, 1999 nt
Organism: Xyrauchen texanus (razorback sucker)
Lineage: Eukaryota; Metazoa; Chordata; Actinopteri; Cypriniformes; Catostomidae
Product: serine/threonine-protein kinase A-Raf-like
Exons: 16
Coding region: 161-1996 (611 amino acids)
Biological process (GO): protein phosphorylation; signal transduction
Cellular component (GO): cytosol; mitochondrion
Molecular function (GO): ATP binding; protein kinase activity
Source: RefSeq, a predicted model, not a curated record